Molecule: messenger RNA, 2739 nt
Organism: Mya arenaria
Lineage: Eukaryota; Metazoa; Mollusca; Bivalvia; Myida; Myidae
Product: proprotein convertase subtilisin/kexin type 4-like
Exons: 13
Coding region: 125-1981 (618 amino acids)
Biological process (GO): protein processing
Cellular component (GO): trans-Golgi network; Golgi membrane
Molecular function (GO): serine-type endopeptidase activity
Source: RefSeq, a predicted model, not a curated record
GUUCCUUUAAAGUCAAAUUGAGUAAAACAUGCAAUUCAAACACUCAUGAGAAUAUCGUGUUACCGGUUCUAACUUUAAGACAUCGUCAACACGUGGUUAACCAUUAUUACAACUAAUAACCAUCAUGAAAACUGUUUUAUUUGCCGUUGUAAAUAUUUACAUUUCAAUGCUUGCUAACAUUGUGGAAAGUAAAAGUCAGUUAACGGAUAAAUUAAUAGUCAAAGUGCAGGAUUACACCACGGUGUCAAAGGAGUUGUUUCAAUCCUAUGUCUUUCUGUACAGGAUUGUUCCUGGUAUCUUUGUCUUCAAACAAAAAGGCUUUGCUGGACAUGAGCUGACCAAAGCAGAACUGGACAAACUUAGACACAAGUAUCAGGUAGAGCAAGUGGAACAGGUCCGCCGGUCGUUCAUCAAGGCAGAAGAGUCAAUGUUUAACUCCGACCUGUCGACAUCAGAAGGAAACAGUGACUUUGGGAUGGGUAUCGAACAAGCAAGGUCAAAAGGUUACACAGGAGAAGGUGUCACUGUCGGUAUCCUAGACGUCGGCGCAUGCACGGACCAUCCCUUCCUGAGUGACAAAAUUACCAAGGAAUUGUCGUGGAACUUCCCUGACAAUUCAAAAAAUGUUGAUCCAGACUGGAAUCCGAAUUAUGCUGAAACAUAUCCCCUACUAGAUCACGGUACCAACAUGUGUGGCUUAGUGGCGUCCUCGGAAGGGUGUGGUGGAGGCGUGGCCCCAGACUCGAGGCUGGCAGUGUUAAAAGUGUUUCGGAUGGACCCGGCGAUUCGCUGUUUACCAUGUAUGGAUGAGGACCACUACGCCUUGGCAUUAGCAUUCCGCCCUGAAGAAAUUCAUAUAUAUGCAAGUGGACUGUCCUUAUCUGAGUUGACGGGUGUCAGCAUCGCCAUAAAAGCCACCAUACAAAACGGAAUCAUUAAGGGUCGAGGAGGGAAAGGUUCCAUUUACGUGUACCCGGCUGGUAACGUUGGUAACGCUUUUGUGAACAACCCGUACACCGUAUCUGUCAAUGGUAUCGGUGUUAAUGGUACCGUCCCUAGCUUUGCAAGCGCGAGUGCUACUGUUAUCACGUCUGUUCUUGCUGAAGGAAGAACUCUCGAAUCCAAAUUGAUGUCGACGACAUCCUGUAAACCUGAGCGUAACUGUUCUGUAUUCAAUGGGCUGUCUCCCGCCACUGCCAUCACCGCAGCAAUCAUCACAUUUGCUCUCCAAAACAAUUCCGCGUUGACGUACAGAGACGUAUUUCAUAUCCUGGUACAGGCUUCUGAACACGAGCAAUUGGGUUCCGAGGCGUCCAAUUUCAAAACUAACGCUGCCGGCAGGCAGGAUUGUGUUUUGGAGCUAGCAAUGCAAAUCCAACAUUUUCCUGUUGUUUCAGUUCAUAGCGUGUACGGAUUCGGUCUGUUGAAUGCAGAGAAAGUCGGUAGUUUAGCCUCUAACUGGAAUUUUGUUGGUUCCCUGGUUGCAGUCACUCAAACACUAUCAGACAAGCCCGAGCAGUGCAAAAACAACACAUGUUCGAUCAAAGUGAACUUGUCAUGCUCAAAAUACACCGCGUGUGUCCAGUCUGUAGAGCAGGUUUUCGUGACGGUGAACUUGACCACUCCAUCUAUGAAAAACACAAGGUUGUAUAUCGACUCACCGGGCGGGACCAGGUCUGUUCUGUUGGACCGAUACCAGUCGAGCAUAGGGACUGUGAAUAAUCUUGAUCUGCGGUCUGUCCACUUUUGGGACGAGCAAUCUAUUGGGGAAUGGACCAUUACUUUGGAGAUAGAAAGUCAAGUGACAGAGUCCCUUGCGUUGAUUGUAAGCUCCAUGACGUGGUACGGUACUGGAAAUGAGGCGCAGGUUACAGGGGGAUUCUCGUUCGGAGCAUUCGCGGCUAUUCUCUACCCGAUCGUAGUUUUCUCCGCAACAGGAUGUUUUUUUUUAUUGUGGAAUGAAACGUGGCUGGUGAAAUAACAAUGUAGCUGCUCUUAAAGUGGUUGUUUCAUUUGAAGCGCACCUCACAGUUCUCUACCAUAUUCAGGUUUCUCUGGAAUGUGUGUCUCAAAUACUUCGGAAAAAAACAUCAUGGUUGGUGAUAUGCUAAGUUAAGCCGGUCUAUUGUUUAAGCUGUUUAUACCCCAUCGAAGACCUCUUAUCACACUAUUUAAGGGUAUAUAAUUAGGUCCUUGUGUAUUGCAUUCAUAUGUGCGCAGUGUUGAGACAGUAAAUAAAGGUAAACACCAUACGUUCAAUACAGCAAUAUAUAUGUUGAGACUCGUAUAUUUUUUUAUACCUUUCCUUCUCGUAUGGCAAAGUAAAACUGAUGUAUUUUCAUUCCAAAAAUAACCAUUUAAUUAUUUAAUUCAACAAAUAAUGCAUUUGUAUUUUAAAUCACAUUGGUAUCGACACUAACAACACGUUCUCUGUGGUUUUGUUUGCCAAUUGCACUCCUUCACAUAUACCAUGGCGGUAACUCCAACACUAAUGAAUGAAGACAUUUCAAUGUGUAGUUAUGUAACAUGCCUCUGUUGUAUUGUGAUUAUUCUUACUGCUCGUGAAGUGUAUAGGCCGUAUGCCUCUAUACAGGGUUGUCGUUGAUUGUUUACCUGCUGACAUUGUGUUUCUAACUAGCAUUGUAUUAUCAAUGGUCUAUAUGUUCCAUCAACUUUGGAUGCUCAUUAUCUUGUUCGCAACGUUUUUUUUUAUUUCUGCUAUUAAACUGCAUAAAUAUC